UUAGCGAUUGCAUUGAAUGGGACUCACUGGGGCUGUUGCUACUGCCGCCGCCGCCGCCGCUGACAUUACUCAGAUUGCAGCCACGUAAGUAAUACACAGGCAGUGGAAAAGAAAGAAGGAGAAAAGAAAAGAAUCAUGUCUUAUGUCGGCUGUUGCUGAAAGGGAUCGGCCCCGAUCUACCGGGCAUCCUUUUAUCUAGUGCAAAAAAAAAAUAAUUUGCAGAUUUUUUUUCUUUGUUUCUUUCCGGGACGUUUUGUUUUUGCAAAAACAAAAAUCCCCCCCCCAAAGAAAAACAAAACAAAAACAACGUUCUGCAUCCCAAGGUCGUCAUCUCAACAACUGUGCAGUUGCAAAGGCAUCUGGAGUUUAUCAGACUCGUCGCUGUUGCUUGGAAGCAUUAAGACUGUUCGGUGGGAACACGAUACGAUUGAUCUCUUUUGUCCUUGACUUUUUCUUUUAUUAUAUACGCACACUGAUAGGUGCUUGCCAAUAUUGGAAAGUACUCGCCAGCCAAAGACUUUAUUCUCUCUGUCUCUCUCUUUCAUGAGUGCGUACGUGCAAAAUAAAUCUCCUUGAAAGUUGCACUUGGACGUUGCAAAGCAGAUGACGAGAGGGUGAAUGCCGUACUCUUGUUUGAUGAUAGUUUGAGGCUAUUUUGUUUCAGCUGCAUAAGAGGGAGAAAGACGGCUACAGAGGGGAUCGGACGCCACCUAGAGUCGGAGGCUGAGGAGCUGAGUGGGUUCCCCUGUCGGUCGCCACCUGGUUGGCUUGUGUGUGUAAGCGCCUCGGCCACACUCACUCAUUCACUCGCUGGGGCGAAUACCCUUCCGUAACCACAGGAACAAAACGUUUUGUGAACUGGCACUCCACUUUCCACUUCGACAAAAAUCAGGGCUCUGAUUGCAUUGGGCUGUUCGCUCUCUAAAAGCUGCAUUUGUAUGACCUACCCGAACCAUCUAUGCAAAAGACAAAAGCUGUAGCAAUAAACACACAGUCUGCAUUAUUCUUACAAAUGGUGCUCGUUUUAAAAUAACGAACUCAUUUUGCCGCUACUGGAGGAACACACAAAAAAAAGAACAGCUGGACCUACAAGUCUAGACCAAAGUGCAAGAGACGCUUCUACAGUUUGUGGAUUUUUUUGUUCAAAUCCUUUCUAAACUACUGUCAACAAACGUGGACGCUUGUCAGUAAAAUCUUUUGUUUAAAGAGGACCACUAUUUACAGCCACAUGAACAUACAGAGAUCCAGUCCAAUCAGCAUUGUAAGGUAUGGUCGAUCGAGGCAUAAGAGUCAUCACGAAUAUGAAGAAUUAUCUUGUGUGAGGACUAGUGACUGCAGCCAAAGUUUCAGCCCGAACCUAGGCUCACCCAGCCCACCUGAAACCCCUAACUCUUCUCAUUGCAUUUCUCAAAUCGGACAGUAUCUGUUGUUGGAGCCUUUAGAGGGUGACCACGUUCUUGGGGCUGUGCAUUUGCAUAGCGGCGAGGAGCUUGUUUGUAAGGUAUUCGAUAUUAGCCGAUAUCAAGAAACAUUAGCACCUUAUUUUUAUCUGUCUGCGCACGAGAGCAUCAACCAGAUAACCGAAAUUUUGCUGGGAGAGCAACGAUCAUAUGUUUUCUUUGAAAAGAGUCAUGGGGAUAUGCAUUCAUUUGUUCGCACUUGCAAAAGGCUCAAGGAGGACGAGGCAGCCAGAUUGUUUUACCAGAUAACGUCUGCUGUAGCGCACUGCCAUGACAAUGGUGUGGUCCUGCGAGAUCUCAAACUAAGAAAAUUUGUAUUUAAAGACGAGGAACGGACCCAAGUGAAGUUGGAAAGUUUGGAAGAUGCAUAUAUCUUGAAUGGCGAAGUUGAUGCACUCUCUGACAAGCAUGGGUGUCCAGCUUAUGUGAGCCCUGAGAUCCUUAACACCAAUGGCAGCUACUCUGGUAAGGCAGCUGAUGUUUGGAGUCUUGGUGUAAUGCUGUACACGAUGCUGGUUGGACGGUAUCCCUUCCAUGAUGUAGAACCAAGCUCACUCUUCAGCAAGAUUCGGCGUGGCCAGUUUAACAUUCCAGAAACUCUUUCCCCACGGGCUAAAUGCCUUAUUCGUAGCAUUUUGCGUCGUGAGCCUUUGGAAAGGCUGACGUCCCGGGAAAUCUUGGACCAUCCCUGGUUUGCCUCUGAUUUUGCAGCUUCUAGUUCCGGAUAUGGUGCUAAUGAUAAAGAAGUAGCUGAUCAGUUGGUACCUGAUGUGAAUAUGGAUGUUGACUUGGACCCAUUUUUUAACUGAGUUUGCUCACAGUUUGGGUGUUGUCGAGAAGAUAUUAACAGCUGGUACCCACCACGUGGAGUCCUUCCAGAACUGAUAAAUGGUACCUCGAAUCGACCUAGCUUGGAAGCAAAAAUGGUGCAGAUGUACAGUGACUUAACGUGACUGAGAAGAGUGGGACGUUUAAGGGUUGACAUGUAGCACAACAAACUGGGUGGUUCUGCUGUCAAGUUAGAUUGAUUUGGGAGGAAAAGGCAGUGUAAAAUGUUGCAGCUUCUCAUCUCAUGGAGCCACGGAGAGGGCUGAAUACUGCACACAUAACCGUGCAGUUCAUCACUCAUUUUAUGAUGGUUACAAAUCACAAAUAGAAACUUAAUUAGCCUUGACACAAUGUAACACAUUGGCAUCGCACUGUUAAUUAUUUUCCUUCUCUCAUUAUUCAGGGAACGUACAAUCCUAUAAGAGUCUUCUAAAUUUGUUUCCGAUGUUUUAACAUUUUAUUCAAUGUGUUUCAUUAAAAAAAAAAUUAGGUGCGCACACACCGACAUAAAAUGCGGGUGCUAAAGGAAAUGCUUGUGUUUAUAUGUAGCUACUUUCAUUAUCUUGUGUAAUUUUUUUCCUACUGAAUAAACUAAAUAUUGUCAGAAGCAGAGCAUUUUAGUGCUCUGUUCCCUAAGAGGGAAUAACUCAUCUGUUGCGUGUACAGUACUUCAGUGCAGGUUGGCAGGAGCUAUUGAAAUGAAAUAUCACGUAAUUUCACUGGAAGGGAACCCCUUAUUGGCAAACAUUCAGGGUUUGAAAUAUAUCUACUGGAACCAUUGUACUAAUACAAAGAAAAUAUGUGUUGACCAAUAUUACCAUUAGUACAAUCUUUGCAGGUUUGGUAGUGCGUUUAUUUUGGACUUGAGUAUUCUACAACAGUGUUAAGAUAUAUUUUACAUUUUACCCCCUUUGUUUUUCCCUGCUCAUUGGUCCUGUCUCCAUUGCUGCUAGGUAACAACAGCCAUUGGUGCUGUAAAUGGUAUGGCAACUAAGUUUAAACUAUCAUUUCCCGGAUUUUUUUUUUACUUCGUCUUCUUGAAACCAAUUAAAUUAUUUCUUUUUUUUAAAAAAGUGUGUGCAUUCUUGCUGAAACGGUAACAACAACAUAUACUGUCAGUGAUAUAAAUAUGCAGUAACAGCUUCUUGUUUUUGAAAGAAAGACUUUGUGAAUACAUCUAGCUACUUUCAGCUCUGAUCUGUUGAGUUGGCGAACAAGUAAACUUUGCAAUAUUUGUGCGCUUGUAUAUUUAAUCAAACCAACACAGGACUUUUUACAUGUGUAAGACUUAAACAACAUACUUGCAUAAAUGGUAAGCACUCUUAAUUAAGUAAUAUUGCAAUAUAAAUGAGCUUUGAGCUAGCACACAACUGACCGACAAAAUGGUUAGUUCUGUUUUGAAGUUCUGUUUCAUGGCUUGGACUAGUCAGUCUGUUCCUGACAAUGCAGUUUUUUUAAAAUAAAAUAUACCUUUUGCAUUUAAAUUAACUGGCCUGAAAAUAACAGGAACAAGUGGCAAUUGUUCCUAUUUUUUUUCUUAGUACUUUCGAAAAUUGUGCUUCCACCAGGCACCUACCUAGUGUCUGAAAAGAUUUUUGGUGCCUGGACUGACCGACCAUGAAUAUCUGCCAUUGUUUUGAACCCACUUGUUUUGUAGGUUCCCUUUUAUAUUGACCUUGGUGUAGUUUAAUUGCAUGCAUAAAGCACUAGUUGUUCAUUUGCACAACUUCCUUUUGAAUUAGUUGUGAAGGCAUUAUGCAUCUAGAUUAAACUCGGUUUUCUGGUUCAGCAAAGUAAUUUGAAUAAUAGUUUAGUAAUUGUCUCAUGGUUUUAUUGCCCUUGAUUAAAUAAAGCAUAAAUGUGACUUUUUAAUGAAGAAUUCUAUUCAAUACAAGCACAUUUUAUGGAUUCUAUUUGUAAAAUGAUUGAGCACAGACAAAUCUGGGUACAGUGUGUAUCUCAAACCCUGAAUAAGUUAUAGCUUUUAAUUUUAACUUGUCAAAUUACUUUCUCUGCUUUCAAGUUGCUAUGUAUUAGAAAUUUCUUACCUUGCAUACCUUUUUUUUUCCUGUGUUGUCUCCAGUACUUUGAUUGUUUGAUUACUGCCUGUACCAGUUCUGUGAAAUGGUCAUGUUCUUGGGUAGGUAUAUGUGGACUCUGUAGUACGUAUCUUGUUAACUUGAAUUUGUGCUUUUAUAGUCUGUUGCAUGUACGUACAGCUACUUGACCUAUUUGGCUUAUGGAUGCUAUUGCCUGCGUUUCAGGAGAGCUUAUAUAUGCCAAUUCAGAACACAAAAAAGAGGAUGGUUAGUUAAAAGUUCUCAUGGGGUGGGUGGGGUGGGGAUGUGAGGAAAGCUGCAGCUGAUCUGCCAAGUUUUAAUUUAAAAUUUCUCAAAAAUCACGAAAAAAAAGGGAGUGAAUUUAUAUUCACUCUGUGGAUGGUGCUAUGUUGAGAAGGACUACUUGUCUUUUGUUUCAAUGUAAAGUGGAAGGGGAACAGAGGAGACUGCAUGGUGGGUUUUACUGCCUCUGGUGUUUGUAUUGUAUUUGGUUUGAUGUUUUGUCCUAAUCUUCUCCUUCAGUAAAUAAAUUGUGAAUUGCACAA
This is a messenger RNA of Rhincodon typus (whale shark), 4893 nucleotides long. It is a transcript of the gene trib2, whose product is annotated as tribbles pseudokinase 2. Gene Ontology annotation, cellular component: nucleus. Gene Ontology annotation, biological process: positive regulation of proteasomal ubiquitin-dependent protein catabolic process; regulation of MAP kinase activity; protein phosphorylation. Lineage: Eukaryota; Metazoa; Chordata; Chondrichthyes; Orectolobiformes; Rhincodontidae. The record is from RefSeq and is a predicted model, not a curated record. Gene Ontology annotation, molecular function: mitogen-activated protein kinase kinase binding; ATP binding; protein kinase activity. The coding region runs from base 1229 to 2269 and encodes 346 amino acids. The transcript has 3 exons.